GGUAACGUGAGUUGCCGAGUCGUCACACAAGGGUGAGCAAAUUCUCAACUUCUCUGCUAAAACAGCGUUCAAGACAGGGAAAUCAUGGCUCAAAUUUUUGGUAUCGACCAUAAAAUGUUUGCAAUAGGAUCGCUGGCCAUCACGUCGAGUGUUGCAGUUUACAGUACUUAUAAAUUAAUUUCCGAACGGAGACAACGAAAGAAGACCGUGGCAUCUGAGAAUGUCUACGAGACACAGAAACUUUUGAAUGAGUACUUAGUUUUUCACUUUGGUGCUCCAAAUGAAGUUUUAAGGUACGACUUUGGGCCAAAGGAUUCUCUGGAUUUUCCGAAAAGAUGUGCAGAUCUGUGUCUAUCUCACUACAAGCCACAGCAAGGUAUCCCAAACAGGGCACUUGAUAUUGGAUGUGCAGUUGGUAGAACAUCAUUUGAACUAGCUAGAGUAAUCAAUGAAGUGAUUGGUAUAGACUUUAGUCAGAAAUUUGUGGAUGCAUGCAAUGCACUCAAGGAAUCUGGAGAAAUGAAAUACUGGGUACUAGAUGAGGGUGCUCUUGUGACUGAUUUGAUUGCCAGAAUAGAUAGUGACAUCGACAGAAGUAGGACAUCUUUCCGCCAAGGAGAUGCAUGCAAUCUUCCUGUUAGCCUGGGUCAAUUUGGAUGUGUAUUUGCUGGAAAUCUCAUAUGCAGAUUACCUAAUCCAUAUGAUUUCUUGAAUAGACUUCCCACUCUUGUAGCUAGGGGAGGAAUUCUUGUCAUCACUUCACCAUAUACAUGGCUGGAAGAGUACACCCCCAAGAAUUUAUGGCUUGGAGGUUAUAUUGAUAAAAAUGGAAGGAAAGUAACAGGGUUCGAUAACUUAAAGAAAGUUUUGGGACCUGAUUUUGACCUACUUGAAGACAAAGAUAUGCCUUUCUUUAUUCGUGAGACAGCUCAUAAAAACCAGUGGACUGUUGCACAUGCUACAGUGUGGAGAAGAAAAUAAACACUACUAUAUAUUAUGAUUGUAAAAAUAGAGCAAAUGUAUACAGGAAUCUUUUUAGACAUAUUACUGCGUUUUGGUCAGUGAAGAUAUACUAUAAGGAAGAGGUAUCAUGUAGAGUUAUCUUAUCAUUAAUAAAUCUCUUUUGUUAUUAGUUAAAAGAUAUCAUAGUAUAAUGGUUAUGAUGAUUUCCUUUAAUUAUGUGAAGUUUUAGUAUCGUUUACAUUAUCAUCAUUUCCAGUUGUUUUACAGUAUUAUGCCUCAGUAAGAUAUUUUAUGUUGCUUUUUUGUAGAUAACAAAUGAAGCCUUGUAACCAAAAAACAUCUUACCAGAUAAAAGAUUUUGUCACUAAUGCUUGUAAUUUGAGGUUUAGAAUGUCAAGAUGACAUUAAAAAAGUAACUUUUUGCCACAAGAAACAUAAUUUGUUCCCAAUUUAUUUAAACCGGUGUUAAUGUCAGGGAUCUCAGUGGCUGUAUAAACUAAAUGAUUUUGCAUAAUUUUUUGUUUGGAAACUCUUCACUGCCACUAAUAUUGAUGAUAAGAUUUUUUUCUUCCAUAAUUAUUGACUAAAGCUUUAAAUCCAUAAAAAUAUUCAAUAGCUUUAACAUAGCAUUCAUAUGAAAUAAUGAGAUAUAAAUAAAAGGAAGUAGGAGAUAUGUGAUUAAACUUGUUAAGAGUAUUUUAUAGACGAAAUGGGAGUUAAAACCCAAUGUGUAUUAUAUAUUUCAUAAGCUGUUUACAAAUUGGGAAGGUUCUAAAAGAUUUAUAGGUUCUUUUUCAAGUGGUGGUAGAUGGUAGUAUAAUUGAGACAAUAUGGCUGCUGUCAAUUAUGUAACAAAUUAUGUAUGUGUUUGUGUGUUAUUAAUACAGGUUUGCAUACAGUACAGCACAGCUAUACUUUCUGAUGGAAUUAAUGUCCAUAUGUUAAACAAUUUAUUGCAAGAAAAUUACCCCAGAAGUGAUUGAUACCAUUGCAGAUUCCUACCUGAAAACCUAUAAAUAUUCAUCAAUAAAAGAACAGAUUUUAACCGAUUUCUUUGCUUUUGUGUUUAUACCUAUUUCUUAAGCAAGACAUUGUGAUCCAAUAACUUGAAGAACUAGUUUUAACAAGAAAAGGUUAAUUGUAAAACUGAGCGUGAUUUCCUCUCAAUACAAUUUAGAUACCAAAUCCACAUCCUAUUCAAAAUCUACAAGUUUAAUCCUUUCCCAUCUCUAAAACAAAAUACAAAUGAAAAUAUAAACCACCAACUUCUGAAUUUCUUUUUUAUUAUUAUUCCCUAUUUAAAACCUCAUGAAACCUUGUAAUGUUUUAGUCAGAGAAUAUGUAUUGUAGUAGUGUUUUGGUCAAUGAUGCUUAUAAAUAAAUACAAAAUAUUAUUUUACUAGAAACUAAAAAUAAAUAUAUUUAUCCUGCCAUGUCUAACACAUACAAAUAGCAGCUUAUUUACAAAAUCACCUUCCUCAUCUAAAGAAAAUAUUCUCAGAAGCAAGCACUUACAAAAAAGUACCAGCAAAAAAACAUGCAAAUUACAAUCAUGACUUUUUCCAGUUGUACUUUUUUAAAAUCUUUUUAUAACUCCUUAUUUUCUAAUUAUCAAUCACAAAGAGUAUUUUUUCAUGAAAGAAAAGUGAAAAUCAUUUCAUCAUCAUGUGAAGCAGAGAUCAAAGCAAUUGCACUAGUACAGAAAUGCAUCAACCUUUUUAACAAAAAAAA
This is a messenger RNA of Lingula anatina, 2694 nucleotides long. RefSeq lists its product as uncharacterized. Gene Ontology annotation, molecular function: S-adenosylmethionine-dependent methyltransferase activity. The record is from RefSeq and is a predicted model, not a curated record. Lineage: Eukaryota; Metazoa; Brachiopoda; Lingulata; Lingulida; Lingulidae.